This is a messenger RNA of Acaulospora morrowiae, 1371 nucleotides long. Lineage: Eukaryota; Fungi; Glomeromycota; Glomeromycetes; Diversisporales; Acaulosporaceae. The record is from the annotation of a GenBank genome assembly.
AUGAGGAUCACCGAGGUAAAAAGCACCACACGCGAACAACGCAUCGCGCCUCAUACACACAUUAAGGGACUUGGCUUAAAUGAGGAAGGUAAAGCCUAUCAGCUAGGCGACGGGUUUGUAGGUCAAAAUUCAGCGAGAGAGGCAUGCGGAAUCAUUGUUGAUUUAAUAAAAUCGAAGAAAAUGGCAGGCCGAGCAUUACUUUUGGCUGGUGCACCUGGUACGGGUAAAACCGCUAUCGCUCUUGCCAUAUCACAAGAACUAGGUCCAAAAGUACCUUUUUGUCCGAUGGUAGGCAGCGAGGUAUACUCCUCAGAAGUUAAAAAAACUGAAGUUUUAAUGGAAAAUUUUCGGAGAGCCAUAGGUUUAAAGAUCAAAGAGACCAAAGAAGUUUAUGAAGGAGAAGUGACUGAGCUUACACCUGAAGAAAUAGAAAAUCCUUUAGGUGGAUACGGAAAAACUUUAUCACACGUGAUCAUUGGGCUUAAAACUGUUAAAGGAACGAAACAAUUAAAGUUAGAUCCGAGUAUCUACGAGAGUAUCCAAAAAGAAAGGGUUACGGUCGGUGAUGUUAUAUACAUAGAGGCUAAUACGGGAGCUGUGAAGCGAGUCGGACGUUCUGACGCCUAUGCUACCGAAUUUGAUUUAGAAGCGGAAGAAUACGUUCCGCUUCCGAAAGGGGAUGUUCAUAAGAAAAAAGAAGUAGUUCAAGAUGUAACAUUGAAUGACUUGGAUAUAGCGAAUGCACGACCACAGGGUGGACAAGAUAUUAUGUCUAUGAUGGGUCAAUUAUUGAAACCAAAGAAGACUGAAAUUACAGAUAAGUUGAGAAAGGAGAUUAAUAAAGUAGUCAAUAAGUAUAUAGAUCAGGGUAUUGCCGAAUUAGUUCCGGGCGUUUUAUUCAUUGAUGAGGUGCACUUGUUAGAUAUCGAAUGUUUUACUUAUCUUAAUAAGGCAUUGGAGUCUUCUAUAUCACCAAUAGUAAUUUUUGCCACGAACAGAGGGAUGUGUCAAGUAAGAGGAACAGAAGAUAUUAUUGCUCCUCAUGGAAUACCUGUUGACCUGCUUGAUAGAAUUUUAAUUAUUCGUACACUACCUUACACUUUGGGAGAUAUUAAAUCGAUAGUUCAAAUACGAGCAAAAACGGAAGGACUAACGUUAUCAGAAAGUGCUUUAAAUCACUUGGCCGAAUCGGGUGUUAAAACCUCAUUGAGAUAUGUCAUUCAAUUGCUUACGCCUGCGAGUAUUCUUGCUCGAAUCAAUGGUCGCGAAAAUAUUGAAUUGGAAGAUAUUAAAGAAGUCGACGAUCUAUUUUAUGAUGCCAAGUCUUCUGCUAAAGUCCUUGCUGAGUAUCAAACACGAUAUGUUUCUUGA